Peronospora belbahrii is the source of this 225-nucleotide messenger RNA. The record is from the annotation of a GenBank genome assembly. Lineage: Eukaryota; Oomycota; Peronosporomycetes; Peronosporales; Peronosporaceae.
AUGAACUGGAGGUUCUUUGAUGGGGUAGCCACGCCUCGGCACCCUUUCAAUGCUGAGACCCCGUCUGGCGCGGUAUUUCGAGACGCAAUGGGACGUCUGCCUGUUGCGACGCAGCUUUUAGAGCUGCUGACAGGUCCGCCAACGGCUGGAGAUAUCGAAGACCAACUGCAGCAUGCGCGCGGCGCUUCCAGUUCUGAUCUCGAUGGAGUUGGCUACGGUAUUUAG